AUGUCUUCCCGGGUAUUACGUAAACUGAAGAAAGAUUCUGAAAAUUCGCUUGAUGACAAUAAUAAUUUUAGUGAUAAUGACGAUCCCAUCACCGGAGGUUCUGUUUUCUCCGAAUUCAGUAAUUGUUUUCCCUCACAGUUGAUAACUAUUCCUUCCUCUGAUGACAAUCCUCAGGAUCAUUGUGAAUCUUUUAAAUCCAAAAAGCGGAAAAAGAAAAAAAAUAAGCAAAAGGACAAAACUGGAAUAACCUACCAAUUAGGUAAUAUAAAACUUCCAAAUGACCCAGGGAUUGCUAAUCAAAAUAAACAAGUGAUAGAUUUGCUAAAAGUAAAUAUCAAGAUGCUAGAUCAUGUUGGGGAACUUAGUCGUUUGUUUGGGUCAGAAGUUAUCGGUGGGUCCGAAACAUAUUUACGAAGAAAACGAAGUCGCGUCAAACGUGGUAUGCUUGUAUCGAUAAAGUCCACUUGGCCACCUACUGUUCGAAUUGGCUUGAGUAUGGAACCUUUGGGUUGUGGUUCAUAUACUUUCGUACACAGUAAAGAAUAUCAAAAUAUCCAGAGGUCAUUUUACAAUGCUUUAGAAUCCAUGAAUCCAAAUAAUUUGAGUAGUAUAUUAUAUGAAAAUCCUUAUCACAUAGAUUCUUUACUACAGUUGAGCGAAAUAAUGAUGCACCAGGAAGAUACGACUGUAGGUACUGACCUUCUGGAACGCGCACUCCAUGCUUUUCAAUCAGCUUUCCAUCCAUCCUUUAAUCCAUUCAACGGUUCUUGUCGUCUAGACUUUAAGCGUCAAGUCAAUCGUGGUUUGUUUGUAGCACUUUUCCGCUAUAUCUUGAAAAUUAGUGAACGGGGCUGUCAUCGAAGUGCACUGGAAUAUUGCAAAUUAUUGUUAAGUCUUGAUUAUGAAGAUGAUCCUUUGACAGUCCUACUCAUGAUAGAUCGUUAUGCUAUUUACUCCAGGCAGUAUAGUUUCCUAAUUGAUUUAUAUGAUAGCCUAAAUGGUUCGCGCAACUUGUACUUGCUUCCCAAUUUUGGUUUAUCUAUACCAUUGGCUCGUAAGUUGAUUGGUGAAGAUCCAGAGAAAUGUGAUAAAAACAAGAUGAGUGUGGAUGAAUCUUUGCAAGAUGCUUUAAUCAUGUUUCCCGGAUUUGUGUCGCGCUUACUUAAACAUACAAGUAUCGGGGGUAUUACAAAUCUUGAAAAAUCUAUCCUUUUUGGAAGAGAAGUUCUAUUGAGUGAAUCAGAUAGUCUUGGUUGUUUACUAAGUCUAUAUGUCGCUCGCAUGCAUCCUCUUUGGUCCUCACCCAACGUCCUUCCGUGGCUGGAAAAAAAUAUUGCGACUGUUUUAAAUUUGGUUGAACCUAAACAAUUGCAUCUUUCUGAGUCUAAUACUAUUGAUCCACGUCUUUCUGAAUAUUCCAAAAGACGAAAAACUCUUUAUCCUGUUUUCCCACCGAAGAUUUUGAGGCACCUGAUUUUGUCCGAAGUUUCUGAAGCUCCACCCAUUUUACCCCGAAAUUUAACAAGUUCUCCUAUCUAUACAUUUGAUCCUCUUCCACCCAGAAGUUCUAUCAAUAUUUACGAUCCAGAGGAAGAAAGACGUCGCGUUCGUGAAACUAUGGCUGGAAGUGGAUUUCUCAACGGUCUUCUAUCAUCAUUCUUACCCUCAAGCUCUAUAAAUGCUGAAUUGGCUCUUCGUGGUCCUUCUGGUACACCAACAGUCAAUGAAACUGCUUCUGGUAGUAUUGGUGGAAUCGUACGUUCAGCAGCGGAAACGUUCUCUGCUACUCUUAGACAAGUGUUAGAUAUGAUUGAUAUUCGUACAGUUGGCUUGGAGUACGAAGAUAAUAAUCAUAAUAAUUCUUCUGAUGAAGCUCCUUAA
Messenger RNA from Schistosoma curassoni, 1881 nucleotides. The record is from the annotation of a GenBank genome assembly. Lineage: Eukaryota; Metazoa; Platyhelminthes; Trematoda; Strigeidida; Schistosomatidae.